Messenger RNA from Formica exsecta, 1809 nucleotides. RefSeq lists its product as uncharacterized. Bases 1136 to 1675 code for a protein of 179 amino acids. Lineage: Eukaryota; Metazoa; Arthropoda; Insecta; Hymenoptera; Formicidae. The record is from RefSeq and is a predicted model, not a curated record. The transcript has 2 exons.
UACAUAUAUAUAAGUAUGUAUAAUUAUGUAUGUAUAACAUAUAUAAGUAUGUAUUCAACGAAAUUCAUUUAAUUUCUUCACCAAAUACAGGUAAUUUUAGAUAUAACGUAUUCCAUCUAUAAUAACUCACAUUGUUAGAUUAUUUAUUAUUACUAUCUUACUAUUACUUAUUAUUAUUUAUUAUCACUUUAAGAAAAAUAUAUUAAAAUUAAUAGCCGCUAUCUAUUUAACAAAUUAGAAAUAGGGAACCAUACAUAUUUAAUGUGUUUAUUUCAAAGAUAUUUGUAUUUUUAUUACCGUUGUCACUCAUUCGUCCAUUUUAGAGACCCUCUAAUCAGAGACUGGCCAUAAGGGGGCCACUUUUGAUUAGUCUAGAAUUUUCAUCAACUCCCGCUCAUAUUUGAAAUACACUAACCUUACCAUUAACAUUAUUCAGGAAUACAAAUAAAAAUAAACAUUUAAGAGGAACUAAAUAUUAAUGUUCUUUUUAUGUACAAAAUUUUAAAACAAUAUAAGGCGAUUUAAAAAAGGAUAUUAACUUACCCAUCUCUGCUUUUUGAUAUACUAAUUGUGAGCCGCAGAGCUCCGGACUUACAUUUAAGUUGGAAUAGAAAUUAUAUACUAUUUUCUUUUAUAAUAAAAAUCUUGGAUUACGUUUCAAAAAAUGUCUACUCCGAGGAAAUCUUUAUUCGAUAUGAAUCGGCUCGGAAACACUCGGAUCGGAAAGAAUAUUUUGGAACGUAACCUUGAUAUGCAUAAAUAUGUAUAUUUUUUCUCGAUUGUCUUACUUCAAGCGGUACUAUAUAUACAUUUUCUCUGCUUAUCUUUAGUUUUAAUCGAUCUUAAAGCAAAUAACAGAUAUACGAUUAUGUAUCUCAUUUGGUUAACGAUAGCAUCUUUGACGUACACAAACUGUUUUGCUAUCGAUGGUACGCUUGUUAAUGUUAAUAAAUAUUGCAGAGAUAAGGACAGAUUAAUUACAUCCGAGGAGAACGACGAAUAUUUGCUUGUCAGUGCCGAGAAUCAUACGACUAUUAUAUUAGCAUGUCGUUAUUGGUAAGAGAUUCACACGAAAAUAUACGCAAUUGUAAAAAUAAGAUAAUACGCAUAUUAUAUAUGAAUCUGCAAAUGAAUAAUGGUUCUAAUCGUUUAUAUAAAUCAAACCAGAAAUGACCGAAUUUCUUUAAUCUUUCUUUUUUUAAUUAAUUAUUAUUUAAUUAUUAAUGAUGUCUCAAACACACACAUACAUAUAUAUGAAGAAUAUACAUAUUAUUCGAAUCAACGUAUUUCUCGGUCAAUUGUUGGGAAUCCAAAUUUUCAUAGAAGCAACGAUCACGAGGAAUCUCAACCGAAAAUUUGGUACUACCAAGAUCGGUAUCAAAAGAGACCGGAAAAAGAAGUCGAAUUGGAAAUGGAUAAUAACAUUUCGUACAAUAGAAUCUACACGAAGCCAGAUCUUUCUCUGGUCAUUAAAAGCUUUUCAAUCGCCGACGCUGGUAUUUACCGAUGUCACGGUAAAGAGGGACAAGAAAAAGAAAAUAAAUAUAAUUAUAGGAUUGAACUAAUCCUUAAAGAUAUUGGUGGUGAGUUUGUAGAAGAGGGGAACAUAACUGAAUGGGAAAAAUAUCGUGAAACAUACUUGUGGCCUGUCACUACGAGAUUUGCAGUAAAUUAACCAAUUUAGCUGCUUAAAUUAUAAACAAACUAAAUAUAUAAACUAUAUCCUUUCUAUCCUCUUUCUGUCGUAUUAUAUUUGGAAUACAAAGCCAUUUUAUUUAAAUUACAUAACUAUAAUAUAUGCAUCUUGUG